Molecule: messenger RNA, 3838 nt
Organism: Hemicordylus capensis (graceful crag lizard)
Lineage: Eukaryota; Metazoa; Chordata; Lepidosauria; Squamata; Cordylidae
Gene: WHRN
Product: whirlin
Exons: 13
Coding region: 2-3067 (1021 amino acids)
Biological process (GO): sensory perception of sound; auditory receptor cell stereocilium organization
Cellular component (GO): photoreceptor inner segment; plasma membrane; cilium
Molecular function (GO): protein binding
Source: RefSeq, a predicted model, not a curated record
GAUGAGCGCGGAUCUGGAUCGCAUGUCCGUGGACUCGUGCGCUUCCUCCACGGCCUCUUCCUCGCCCUCUUCGGCGGCGCUCGGGGGGCAGCCCGGGGCCGGCGGCGGGGCGGCGGGGAUCCGGCUGCUGUCGGCCAACGUGAGGAAGCUGCACGGUGCGCUCAACCUGCUGCUGAGCGAAGCGGAGCGCGAGCAGUUCAUCCACUGCCUGAACGCCUACCACUGCCGGCGCAACGUCUUCGACCUGGUGCAGACCCUCAAGGUGCUCCUCGACGGCGCCGAGAAGAGGCAGCUGCUGCCCAUGCUGCGCCUGGUCAUCCCGCGCUCCGACCAGCUGCUCUUCGACCAGUACACCUCCGAGGGGCUCUACCUCAAGGCGGACUUCUUGCCCGCCGCCAACGGCGCCAGCCCCGGGGGCCCCCCCGACGACGCGGCGGCCGCGGGCUCUCCAAGAUCUCUGGCGCCGGCCGCCGCUGCCGCCGCGCCCCCGCCUCCCGCUCCGCCGCCGGCUGCCCGUUUCUGGCCGCCGCCGCUAGCCUCUCUCAGGUCGCAGCCGGGUUUCAGCACCACCCUCGAGGGGACAGCGCCGCUGGGCGCCUCCGGCUUGGAGGAGCUGCGCGGGGAGGUCAGGCAAGUGACCCUCAAGAGGAACAAGGCCCAGGAGGGCUUAGGCUUCAGCAUCCGAGGCGGGUCCGAGCACGGAGUCGGGAUCUACGUCUCGCUGGUGGAACCGGGCUCCCUGGCGGAGAAGGAAGGCCUCCGGGUGGGCGACCAGAUCCUAAAAGUCAACGACAAGCCCUUGGACAAGGUGACCCACGCAGAAGCUGUCAAGGCACUGAAGGGCUCCAAGAAGCUGAACCUUUCCGUCCACUCAGUGGGGCGUAUCCCUGGCGGCUACGUUACUAACCAUAUCUACACCUGGGUGGAUCCCCAGGGCCGGAGCGUCUCUCCACCGACCGGCCUGCCCCAGCAUCAGAGCAGCUCCCUACGCAAGGACGGCGAGAAAAGGAGCCACCUUCAGCUUCUGCAAGAAGGGGAUGAAAAAAAGGUGAACUUGGUGCUGAACGAAGGGCGGUCUCUGGGGCUCAUGAUCCGAGGAGGAGCCGAAUAUGCUCUUGGAAUUUACAUCACAGGCGUGGACAAAGGAUCAGAAGCAGAAAGUACCGGCUUGAAGGUUGGGGACCAGAUUCUGGAGGUGAAUGGCAGAAGUUUCCUCAGCAUCCCGCACGAUGAAGCGGUGAAACUCCUCAAGUCCUCCCGCCAUCUCAUCAUGACCGUCAAAGACAUCGGGAGGCUGCCUCACGCUCGGACCACGGUGGACGAGACCAAGUGGAUAGCGAGCUCCCAGAUUGAGGAGACCGUUGUCAACCCAGCAGGGUUCUCUGGAGAUCAUGCUGCAGAAGUGAUAGCAAAGCCGUCUUUCUACAGGGGUCUGGCAGGAUCCCAGGUAACCCUGAGCAGCCUGGUGAACCAAAGCCGCGUCAUGCUGGAGGAGCAAGCUCGCCAUCUCCUGAAUGAGCCCGAGAGAGCCACGAUGGGCUACUACCUGGAUGAGUACAAGGAGAACAACAUCCCAGUUGACGCUCUGGUUAUGGCUCUCUUUGAGCUGCUCAACACCCAUGCCAAGUUCUCACUCUUGUCCGAAGUGAGAGGAGUGAUAUCUCCUCAGGACCUCGACCGCUUCGACAACCUGGUCCUGAAGAGGGAGAUCGAAUUCAUGAAGGCCCGGCAGCCCUCGGGAACGGGAACCGGCACGGACUCCUACUCAAUCAUGUCGUACAGCGACACCGUCUCUUCGGCUGGGAGCCAUUUCACUUCCACCACCGUCAGUUCAGCUCGGGAGCGACUCUUGUGGCUAAUAGACCUCAUGGAGAAUACGUCAUCAGACUUGGAAGGGGGCGGGAACGGAUGCCAAAGCAGUGUCAAUGCCCUGCCUGACAUCUCCCUGGAUGACAUCUCCUCUUUCCCUGAGGACCCUCCACCCUUCAAGCCUCCACCUCCCACUUCUUCUUCUCAACCAGCGGACCCAUCCGCUCCCCUGAACAAGAAUGCAGCAAAAGACACCGUGACACGGCCUUCCUCGGAAUCCUCCCAGUCGGGCCUGUUCUUUGUGGCACCCCGGAACCCUACGCCACCUCCUAGCCUCUCAGAGAAGGACACGAGCAGCAUCGCUUCCUCCACGGCUACUUCCUCCACAGAGGACUCCGUCUCGAGCACUAUCUAUGCUUCUGUCUCCACCACUCACGCCUCCCGAAGAACCAUGGACGCUCAUUUGUCAUUGGUCAACCAACAUCCCAUUGGGCCCUUCCCAAGGGUCCAGUCGCCAACCCGGUUGAAGAAUCUCUCUCCUGAGGCUCCACCCACAGGCUUCCUCCCAAACCCCAGUGCACCUUCGCCUUCUCCUCCCCCUCCCCCACCCCACCCAGCUCCUCCCCCUCCCAGUGAGAAGGGUGGUCCAGAGGCUAGUCCCACCCAGCACUUCAUCAUGGUGGAAGUUCAUCGUCCCAACAGUGAGCCAGAUGUGAACGAAGUGAGGUCCUUGCCCCAAGCUAGAGCCAUUUUGCCAUUGUCGUCCGCCCCAGCCUCCACCCUCUCCCAGCUUUCCGACAGUGGGCAGACCCUCAGCGAGGACAGCGGCGUGGACAUCGGGGACACGGAGCCCAGCACCAAAGACAGGAGUCGGCCGCCAGCCCCCAUCAAGAGCCGAAGCCCCCAGGAAGCCCCGAGGGCUGAUGGGCUGGUAGAGGCUGGCCCCAAGCCGCCGGGCCUCCUGGAACCCAUGUCCCAUCUGAUCCGCGUGACAAAGAGCGCUCCAACCCUGGGCAUCGCCAUCGAGGGGGGAGCCAACACAAGGCAGCCUUUGCCGCGAAUCGUCACCAUUCAGCGAGGAGGCUCUGCCCACAACUGCGGGAAGCUGAAGGUGGGUCAUGUGAUCCUGGAGGUGAACGGCGUGGCCUUGCGAGGGAAGGAACACCGCGAGGCGGCCCGCCUCAUCGCCGAGGCCUUUAAGACAAAGGACAAAGACUACGUCGAUUUCCUAGUCACCGAGUUUAACAUCGCACUUUAGGGGUGGGGCUGCAGAAGGCCCCGAAGCCAAACGAGAGAGGGAAGGAAAGCUCAGGCUUUGGAGAGGGCUGACACACACCCGUGCACAGUCACGACACCCCAGUAGCCUCCUGCACGGAGCCUGACAAGUACGCGCAGCACGCAGCAGGCCCAGAACUCUGGCCAAAUAGACUUUGGGUUGGUGGGCUCUGGGCAGCUUCCCUGUGAACGUAUCCCACCGCUGACCUCACUCCAAGACCUGAGAAGCCAGAGAGGAGCAUCUGGGGGAAGAAGGAGCAAAAGAAUGUGGAGGAGAAACAAGGGUGUGCAUCCAUCAUCCUCGCCUGGUUGGUAAACCAUGGUUUAGGUGUCCCAUUUCUGACCCUUUGUCUCUGUGUCUGAGUGACUUGGCCAGUCACCAGUCUGACAGCCUCACCUGUCCCCAAUAGCUCUGCGCCCUGCCCCCUGCACUUUUAUGGAAGCACCUUGUGGCUGUGGCAGAGAACCAGUGAGUAGACUAGGGGAGGAGCCAUGCAUUGCCCCGCCCCCUGGUUCCUGAGGACCGCUAGAGGAGGGAGUCACCUCCAGGGGGCACCACCUGUAAUGCUCAUGCAGUGCCCCGCUCUGGGCCCAAAUCUCUGUGACCCUGGCAUGAGGUUCUUAAUACUCUGCCUUCCUAUCCAUUCAGCCAGCAACGGAGGAUGCCUUGUAAAUGGCCGGCAAUGUCAUUGUCUUUAUAUACAAAAGAGCUUGUGCUUUUAAUUUUUCAAUAAACCAAACAUGUUAGAAAGAG